AUAUAUAUAUAUAUAUAUUUCAGGCCUAACAUCCCUGACGUACAAUAAAAAAAUUAUUUUGGUUAUUAAACAUGUCCUCAAUUACUAAAAUGCGUAAUAUUGAGUUAUUUUUUUUGUGUAUAAAAAAAAUAUUAAAUUUACAGGAACAGUUUAAGGAAGAUGAGUCGUUAACGGAUUGGCUGAAAAUGAUCCUUGGUAUAUGGAAGUUACAAACAGCAUCUAAAUAUAAAAAUGAAGAAAAUGUCUUAAAUUCUGAAACGCAUUGCAUGCGAUGCAUGUUAAAUUAUAAAAAGAUAAAAAGUAAAUUUCAGUGCAAUCAAUUGCUACCUUUAGUAAUCAAGUUAUUUGUGAAUCUUAUGAAAAUUGAUUAUAAAGUAGAUCUUGCUCUCAAUCAAGACACUAAAAAUGAGUAUUUUGAGAAGUAUGAUUUAAAUGAAAAUAAUGCAAUAUUACAUUAUCAAGCCAAGGAACAAACUCCUGAGAAUAGAACUCAUUUGAUUAAAUUUAAUCUAAAAAAUGGUUUGCUCUUGAAAGUUCCUAUUGAAUUUUUCAGCAAAAAAGUAUCAUUUAUUUAUACUUGUUCUUUUGACAGCCUUUUUGAAUUAUUACUAUUAUUGUAUCAAAAUCAUAAGGGAUUUAGACUAUUUCUGUACGAUAGUGCAUAUUUACUAAAAAAUUCAUUUUUCAGUACAAUUAUAAAAUAUGCUAACCUGACAUAUAACACCGAAGAUAUUUAUUUUAACAGAGGAUUAAUUUUAUAUCCUUAUGGAAAAGUCUUGAAUGAUAAUAUAAUUGAUUGCAGCAUUAAUAUAAUAAAUUUAUACGAAAAUCUAUGGGAGAAUCAAUUUACAAUUCAAAGACAAGAUAAAUGUCUCACAUGUGGAUAUCAAAAAGUAGUUCACUUACAUGUAGUAUCUAUAUCUUAUUAUUCUUUAUCUGACUUAAUAAGUAAUAAAUCAACGUUCAUAGACCAUUGCUUGAAAAGUAUAUUUUCAGAGCAUUUAAAAAGAUGUCGUAAGUGUAAAAAUAUAACUUUAACGGAAACAUUUAAAUUUGGCUGUUUUGUAGUUGUUGAUAUUGAAAAUGUUUCAAUGAACAUGACACAUACAAGUAAUGUACCACUAUUUAUUAUUUAUAAAGAAAAAAAAUUUGAACUCUUCGGAUUUAUUGCUUUUAAACCAGGAUGUCAAGACAGUUAUUCACAUUACUAUAGCUAUUAUUACAAUAAAAAUCAAAAACUGUGGGGAAUUAAAGAUGAUUUGAAAUUGUUAACUGAAUAUCGGGAAAUAUUAGACAACCUAAAAAUUGCCCUUAUAAUUUUUAUUGAUCCAACAAUGUUAUAAAAUAAUAAUAUAUAAUAAAAUUAUAUUUAAAUUAA
Molecule: messenger RNA, 1378 nt
Organism: Nasonia vitripennis (jewel wasp)
Lineage: Eukaryota; Metazoa; Arthropoda; Insecta; Hymenoptera; Pteromalidae
Exons: 2
Coding region: 72-1343 (423 amino acids)
Source: RefSeq, a predicted model, not a curated record